AGCCAAUCAGCGUAUCAGACUAGAGAAAAACAAAUAUAACGUUUGCAUUGUUUUCUCUCUCGAACAUCAUGUAAUCCCGGGCCGCGCAGCAGGGCCUGGCAGGGUCUCGCAAAUCGUCGCGAGCCAUUUUGGUGCAUUGUCGUCGACCGAGCAGCUGUGCGCAGGAUACUCGCUCGUCUUUCGUCUCGCCGCGAAAUGUCAACGCUCGGGGUCACGCGUGUUACGUAGCUGCGGUGUCACGAGAGGAUAACGGACGUACUAUCCGGACGUUUUCGAGUUGACGCGGACACGAUUGUAUAACAUCGUCAUCGUCGUUGUCGUCGUCGCCGUCGCCGUCGUAGUAGUCGUAGUCACGGGUGGUGACGUGAAACUGAUCACCCCAAGGAGAAACAAAGAACGCACGAUCGCAAAGCACUUUUUAAUAACCUUGACCCGCAACGAUUUUGUGAGCUGCUGACGGUAAUGUGUGUGCAAUAGGGACUUCUUUCAACAGUGCUUGUCUGAAUUUCUGAUGAAAGUUCCAAGGUCAUCAAAAUUGUAACCACACUUUGUAGGGAUAAAAUGUUAGCCAAAUUAGCUAUGUAAGGACAAGUUAAGAUGUGCAUUUGCCUGGACUACAUUUAUAAUCAUUUUUACUGUAUAUAUUCUGUUGUACACAUUGUAUGGGAAAUUUAAAUGAGACAAAAUGAGUAGUGAAAAAACAGAAGAAAGCCAGCAGUCACCUCUGGUGCUGGAGGAGAUAAAUCUUGCUCCAAUGCGACCUGUGUUCCCAGAUACAAACAAACGAUGCGUGGAUGUAUGGAUGGAGAAAAUGGAGAAGGGAGUAUUAACAAAUAUCAACUUUAGGGAAUAUUGGCGAGUGUGGGUUCCAAAGAUCUAUAGUCCAGAACGGAAUGGUAACUGUCUGGAAUGGGUUAUCGAUGAAGACACAGCCCAUAGGAUGCUUCUCAAGACUCUGGAGGAAUUUAUUUGUGGUGGUGAUCCACAGGUGGUUCUCAAGGAACUUAGUAAAAUGGAUAAUCCACCAUCCAUAUGUGGCAGAAUGUUCAAGAUGGGUGAACCGACUUACAGUUGUAGAGAAUGCGGAAUGGACCCUACCUGUGUUCUUUGCGUAGACUGUUUCAAACAAUCGGCUCACCGAAAUCACAAGUACAAAAUGGGUACGUCUAAUGGAGGUGGAUGUUGCGACUGUGGUGACACGGAAGCUUGGAAGAAGGAGCCAUUUUGCAAAACGCAUGUGGUAGGAACGCAAGCAAAGGAGUCACGUGGCAACAAACUGCCAGGUGACAUUGCAGAAAGAGCAGUGGUUGCUUUCGAAGCGUUAUUGGAAUACUGUUAUGAAUUACUGACUUUGAGAUAUACCGUGGCAUUACCAUCAAACCUCUGUAUCAGAGACACGGCGUUUUAUUCACUUACACUCGAUCAAUUAGAUAUUUUCGAUACUUAUUGCACUGUGCUUUUCAAUGAUGAACAUCACACUUUCGAUCAGGUGAUAACCAUGCUCACGCGUGUCCUGAAGUGUUCACAAAAGGAGGCUGUAGAAUAUGUGACCAAUGUUGACAGGGAAGGUAGAGCUGUCGUGAAGUGCUCGGUAUUUCGACAUUGUAACGAAUUACGUGCGGAGGUUGAAAGAUUUACGUACAGACAUAGCAAUCGACCACUCAAGGUGCUUGUUCUUCAUACUCACAUAGUCGCUCAUCAGACGUUUGCUAUACGGUUACUUAAUUGGUUGCAACAGUUCAUAAGUCAUUGCGAGGGUUUCCGUGUUUUGUUUAGCAAUAUCGCUCUCAACACGAAACUACCUGACACUUCGGUUGUCGAGGGCAUACUCACGAGAGACUCGCAGUUGUGGAAGUCCGCCAGAACAGUAUGGCAUAGGUUAUUCAUCUAUGGGAUGCUUAUGGAGUAUGAGAGCAAAAAGGCACUUUCCAUCGUAUUCACUAAGAAUUAUGCAUCCGUUAUGAAAGACUUUAUCAAGGACGAUCACGAUCAAUCAUUUUCGAUCGUGUCACUCUCCGUACAAUUAUUUACUGUGCCAACUUUAGCGCAUCUGCUCAUCGCACGUCAUGAAGCAUUGUUUAUCUUAUUUACCACGUUCAUCUCCGAGAGCGCUCGGCGAUGUAAUGCCGUUGGGAAGUUAGAAUUUGAAAGAAAUAUGCCACAUCAUACCUUCAAGCGGGCACAAUACGUACUUUAUGAUCUGCGGUAUCUGCUGAGCGCGAAACCAGACGAAUGGACGGAUGAUCUCAGACGUGGUUUCUUGCAAGGUAUCUCGCUGUUGUACACCCUUCUUUCCAGUAUGCAGUUCAUGGACGCGGUACAACGACAAGUCGGACAGCAUAUGGAAUAUGAGCCAGAAUGGGAAUCAGCGUUUAAUCUACAUAUUAAAUUAUCGCCAGUCAUUACUCUAGCCUUGGAAUGGUGCAGCUCGGACCGAGUGGUGUUGAUCAAAUCAUUUAUAUCGCUUCUGAGAAAGUUGUACGAACAGCUAGGAAAUGAGCCGGUACCGAGUCAAGUGCGAGAGCUAGCAGACCAUAGCGCGACCUGUAUGCAAUACGACGUAGCAUCUGAACCAGUUUCUAUCCAUUUGCCGCUCUCGAGAUUUUUUGCUGGUCUGUUCCUGCAUUUGGAGAAGUAUAAUCUACAUUUUCAAUCUCCGGAAUUUAUCAAUCAAACAAAACCGACGCCUGAACAGAUCAUCGAACCUGUGCUGGCAGCACAGGCUAUGAUUUCGCAAGUACACGCAGGCAUGUGGCGGCGAAACGGCUAUUCCUUGCUGAAUCAGUUGUACUUCUAUCACAAUGUAAAGUGCCGCAGCGAAAUGCUGGACCGGGAUAUCGUUCUGUUGCAGGUCGGAGCAACGCUGAUAGAGAGCAAUGAAUUUCUGAUUCAUAUUCUAAACAGAUUUAAUCUCUUCAAUUGGGUACAACCGGAUUUCGAAUUAAACUCCUUGAAGAAUCCAGAAGAGGACAGCAUGCGCCAGACGAUCAAUCUGGUGGAAGAGUUCCUGGGUUUACUCAUCACGAUCAUCGGCGAGCGAUACGUUCCCGGGGUCGGUCAAGUGACUGCAGAUGAUCGUCUCAAGAAGGAAAUUGUACAGCAACUAUGCAUAAAGCCACUUUCGCACUCUGAACUGAGCAAGACGUUACCCGAGGAUGUUGUGCACAAUGUUCAAAGCGAAUUAGAGAGGGUAAUACACGAAGUAGCCGAAUUUAAGAAGCCAAUGCAUACGUUCACGGCGAAGGGCGUAUACGAGCUCAAACCGCAUUUGUACGCGGAUUACAAUGUGUUUUUCUAUCAUUACACGAAGGAGGAACACAACAAGUCCGAGGAGGUUCAACGAAAGCGUCGGAAAGCUCAGGGGGAAUUGGAAUGCUGUCCGCCGCCGAAAUUACCUAGACUAACGGAGUCGUUCAGUCUGGUGGCAAAUCUACUGCAGUGUGACGUUAUGCUUCAUAUUAUGCAAACUGUAUUGGAGCGUGCGUUCAGUCUCAUAGCUAGAAGUUUCUCCGAGCCGCAAGUGCACAAGGUACUAUAUCUGAUCGGCUAUGCGCUGCAAGAACAGGAAUCCGGUUAUUAUCCUUUCCUCGCUUUUCCCGAACGAGCAGCGAAAUGGAAUAUCUACAAGCUACUGGAGAGUUUGACUAGCAGCCCGCGCGUGGAGGCUCAUAAGGAUCUACUCACAUGGGUCUUAACCAAGUACCGUGAGGUCGCCAGUUUGAGCGAAAAAGAGAGUAGUCCGGUGUCUCUUCAGUCCGAGCAGCAGCAGCAGCAGCAGCAGCAAGCGAGCGAGGCUGAUGCAGACACCAACAAAAAGUCGGACAAAGAAUGGCGAACGAAAAUGGCAGCUCUGAAACGUGCCAAAGUUAUGGCGCAGAUGGCUGCUAUGCAGAAACACUUUAUGAAGAAGAAUGCUACCCUGUUCGAGGAAGCGAGUUUGGACGCCAACAGUAAAACCAACGAUCGCGGCUCCGCCAUGGAUUUAACGGAACCCUCGUCUCAGGAAGGUACUCUGGUUGCCGUCGGUAUCGAUCAGACUACCAGGAUGUACGAACAAAAAAUGUAUACGUGUAUCUUGUGUCAGGAAGAUCAGACAGCGACGGAAACUGGUUCAACAAUGGUGUUGGCCGCAUUUGUCCAGCAGUCCACCGUACUGUGCCAACGCCACGGUGAUUUUCAAGAACCUGAUCCGUUAUAUUUAUCGGCAAAAUUGGGCAUGUCACCGUACACAAGUACGUGCGGCCACGUAAUGCACGCUCGCUGCUGGCAGGAUUAUGUCGAUAACGUACUCGCAAAGGAAAACCGACGGCCCUACAGAUCGCGACAACAAGCUAGCUUUGAUGCCGAAAAUCACGAGUAUCUCUGCCCGUUGUGUGAAUGUCUCAGCAACACCGUUCUCGUCCUCGUACCACCCUUAGGAAUUCUACAACCGACUCCGGAACCUCAGCCAGACAUCACAUUUGAGACCUGGGUGAAGGUAAUGGCGCUCGCGAUGGAAUGUAAACCGAACAGAAAAUUUGGCAAGGUCGUAACCGAAACGGAAGAGGGCGGGCCUGAGGAUGAAAAGAUAGUCAAUCCUAUGACAAUUCUCCGUGAACAUAUCGGAUUAGCUUGGGAGCCGUUCGAAACAGAAUAUUCACGACUUGGACCGUGUCUGACUCGAAGGAUGGAGGCCAUGAUCAACAUGUACGCUUCACUCUUUGCACAGAAUACGUACAAGGGAUUCGGUAGCUUCGACGGUGAUCCAAAGGUGCCUUUGUUAGCCUGGAAAUCGGUGUCUUACACAAUCCAUGCGAUAGAAUUUCUAUUGCGCGAUCUAGACAAGCCGUUGUUGGGUGCCAUGACUUCUCGACAAAGCGACAGUCUCGAGAGUCUUGUACGAUUGUCGGCUCUUCUGGGCGCAAGUUUUUCGAAUCGCGCAAAUAUUUGGUCGCAGCGCAACGAAAUCAAAACGUACGCGAUGUCAUUGCUGACGAUGCUAAUAGAGGGACCCUCCACCGGACCCAGCAUCUUUGACAUCGACCCGUUCGGCGUGCUGGUACCACUUCUUAACUCGUUACCGAGCGUCUUUCAUACGAGAGAGCACGAGAUGGGUCCGAAUCCGCCGCCGAAUCCGCCACCCAUCAUCACGGGCGACGUAUUCGACUCACACGCGCUCAAACUCGUGUUUCUGUCUCACAUAGCGAAGAUUUUGUACACAUCCGACUUCACCGACGCGAUGGAACUGGACAGUCACGAAACGGAGGAUGAUGACGAUGACGAGGAGGAGGAGACCGUCGUUGAUAGCAAAAUGGAUUUUGCCCUGUUUCAUAUAUUGGGCGUGCACUACGACAAACAGAGAGCUAGAGAUGUGUGGCGACGAGUGGAAACUGCCUGCCGACCUUUCCUUCGAUGUUGCGCUAUUUAUUUCCACUACGUGACCGAUGUGCCGCCGCCGAACGAAUUGACGCAGGUGCACGGCGACACAUACGAGGUGCUCUGUCAAUAUCUGGGAUUGCCCCCUACCUGCGACGCUUUGAUCUACUCUCAUCUAGAUGUAGCUUUGAAGCUCAUGGCUGUAUGGCGGAGACAUACUACCGUCUGGAAUCAUAUGUCGGGCGAAAGAAAGGUGACGAUCAUUAAGGAUCCGUUAAAAGUGAACAAGCUGGUUGAUUUGCCGGAUGAUUAUAGCGAGCUCAUCAACUCGAUAUCUCAAUUUACCUGUCCGAAUAGCGACCGGGAAGACUCGCGCAAUCCGACGAUGUGUCUAGUUUGCGGUGAAAUGCUAUGCUCGCAAAGCUACUGUUGCCAGGUGGAGUUUAACAAGAGUCAGGUAGGGGCGUGUACGUUCCACGCGAACACGUGUGGCUUUGGCGUCGGUAUAUUUUUGCGCGUACGCGAAUGCGAGCUUGUGUUUCUGCGCACCCCCAAUCGCGGCUCCUUCGUUUGUCCGCCUUAUCUUGACGAAUAUGGCGAGACGGAUCAGGGUCUGCGACGUGGAAAUCCACUGCAUCUUUGCCACGAGAAGUACCAACGACUAAAUCACAUAUGGCUCAGUCACGGAAUUCACGAAUCCGUCACUCGGGCAUUCGAGCAGUCUUCGAACAGUUUGAUGCCGACCCAAUGGCAACAUCUAUAACUCCGUGGGAUCUUCUCCAUGAUGUCACAAAUCUAAUUCAGACGUUUUAGACAAAAA
Messenger RNA from Pogonomyrmex barbatus (red harvester ant), 6175 nucleotides. RefSeq names its product Ubr1 ubiquitin ligase (gene Ubr1). Gene Ontology annotation, cellular component: ubiquitin ligase complex; cytoplasm. The record is from RefSeq and is a predicted model, not a curated record. NCBI's taxonomy places the organism in Eukaryota, Metazoa, Arthropoda, Insecta, Hymenoptera, Formicidae. Gene Ontology annotation, biological process: protein ubiquitination; ubiquitin-dependent protein catabolic process via the N-end rule pathway. Gene Ontology annotation, molecular function: zinc ion binding; ubiquitin protein ligase activity.